This is a messenger RNA of Dermacentor albipictus, 4117 nucleotides long. RefSeq lists its product as uncharacterized. The record is from RefSeq and is a predicted model, not a curated record. Lineage: Eukaryota; Metazoa; Arthropoda; Arachnida; Ixodida; Ixodidae.
CGUUCUUCCGCAGCGCUCCUCCGCUGUCAGAGCCUCGGGACCGCUCGAUGGCUGCAGUCGCCGCCUCAUCUAGCGGACGCUAGGAACUUCUGAGCUGACGGACAAGGCUAGGGCACGGCCGCCGGCAUGCUGCGCAGCGGCUCCCUGCUUGUCCUGGUGGCGGGCCUGGCGCUCGGCCUCGACCUUGACAACGUCCAGAGGUCAUCCCACUUCCCCGGCUCCACCGGCCCCUCUUCUCACCAGGGCCAGCAGCACCACUACGCGGCCUCCAAGCGCACCUCCGUUCCCCGGAGGGACCCCGAGGAACUCCACGGGCGGCCCCUGGUGGCUUCCGCCGGCAGCAGCCCAGAAGAGAGACUCUACUACCGGCUCCUCUCCAGUCGCAUGGCUCGGCUGCUCCCCGCGCUCUUGGGCGAACAACAGCAGCAGUACCCAGGAGAAGCUCCCCUGGUCGGGGCGUCCUCAUUCUUCGACGACGACAGCGACGACGAGCGGGACGACAGCCGCCAUGAUGCCAGCAACGGGGGCGUGGCAGAUGAGGACGCCGGAGAGGAGGAGCAGGGAGACGAGCAAGAGGCCGACCAAGUGAUGAUGUACCUGCCCAAGCGACGCGUUGUCCACUCCACGGCUGGGAGCAUGAGGAGGAGGCUGCAGCAGCCAAUGUUCGCUGAGAUGGACCCGUCGGGACCCGUGUACGGCGUCCGCAGGCGCGCCCCGCCCUUCAAGCGCCGGCUGCACGUCCAGGUGGCGAGGCGAGAAGAAAAGCGCAAGCGCUCCACGCGGCGCCAGCAGAAAGACGCGGCGUCUCCCUUUCGGCGGAAGACGCUCAAGAAGGCGUUCGGCAAGAAGCAGACCGCAGCCUCGUCGCUGAAGGAGCACAGCCCGUCUUCCACGCCUGCCUUCCGGUUGGGACACCAGGGCUCGGGAAAGAGCUCCGCGGGGCCCACAGCAAUGGGCAAUGCCACUCUUCACAAAGGGGACGCCAAGGCCGACAGCAAAACUACACCAGGAGCAACGAGUAGCGGUGGAAGCAAGAAGCAGUACCACAUUAUGAAGCGCAGCAGCUUCAGUACGGACGACAAGAUCACUGGAGAGCUGCGGAACAUCUUCGGGGACGACGAAGACGAUCAGAAGAAACGGGACAAAAAGACGUUGAAGAAGAGAGAGAACACAGUGGGUGCACUAAAAGGUUCGUCGCGAGUUGACGACGCAUCCGACGUUGUGCCUGUUGGCAGCGAAGGCGCAGCAUCCCCGUCCAAGGGCGGCACUGGGACUGCUACCGACGAGGAUAAGUUCAAGAAGUGGCUCCUUGAUGAGUACUACCGCACAAUGGCGCUGUCAUUCGCCAGCAUGCGUCGCAAGCGCAUGGCCACACACCAAGACACUCUGGACCUCCGCCAGGUCAAGAGGACCACGCUGCCGCCCUCUGUCCCUGGCACCGCUGACGACCAGUUUCAGGCGGUCGAAGACAAACUCCGCACCAUCGAGGACGCCAUGAUUGGCGAAGCCGUGGCGCUCGUCCGAGACGGCGCCGGUGACGAAGCCGAGCUGCGGGCCAUAAACGCUGGCGUGGCGUCGCGACUCGACGCCGCCUACGACCUGGAGAGCGUGCGCCAGUCGCUGGACCACCUUCAAUCGACGCUCGAGGACCUGCGUCGCCAGGAGCUUCAGGCAGUCCUGGCGGAGGACGGCGCCGAGGAAGAGGAGAGCAACUCGGCGGCGUCCAAUGGUGCCGCCGCCUCCGGCCAGAAUGACGUCGCCGACGGUGACGAGUUGACGCAAAGCUCUUCGUGGGCCCAGCUUACCGACAAGCAGAACUGCCCCGCAGUACAGGUGCUCAGCAGUUCGUGUCCAGCGGCGGCGCAGUCUGCCACCCCGGUUCCAGCAAUGCGGAGACUUCUUCUGGAUGCCUGCCAGUGGCAACAGACGUGCUAUAUUUGCGGUUCUUACUAUGGCCUCGGAGCCGAAGACUGCGAUGGUGGCGCCGGCAACCGCGGUGGUUCUUCUCAGUUCACACGUUUGCUGGUCAGCCAACUCCUGUUGCGUCAGGCCAAGGGCGGCCAGACGCAGGCCGCAUGCGCGGAGUCCUGCGUCGCAGACUUCCUGCUGAGUCACUGAGCAGCACAGAAGCGAGCGGCCGACGGCAUCCACGGCUUCGCACUGGGGAGACCAGCAAAGAUUGUGGAGGAGGUUGCGCCACACAUCGCUAAAGAAGAAAAAAAAAGUACGACAGGGAAAUGACUUCCAAUGGCGUAUAAUUCGCGUAUUUAUUUUAUUAACAUUUUACCCAGCGCGUGCCUCUCAGGUCUGUAGUCAGUAAGUCCUGCUAGGUUCAAUAUUUAAUUGCCUUCGGUUUUCUGUGUUCACGUGUAGCUCUUCGGGUAUGUGUAAAAUGUGCAGUGUCGGUAAGAAAGGCAUUUUCGAUGUUUUUAGGACCAGCUGAUAUAUUCAUUCAGAAACGUUCGGGGGUACGGAAUGUACGCGCAUGCUUUGCCGUUGAGCCGUGGUUGCCAAGUUGCCUUUUCGGCAAUGACCACUCGAAGGAGACGCUUAUCCAGCCAAGGAUAUUUAUAUAUGAACAUUUGAAAAAAACCUGCUGUAUGGAGUGAUUGAUUUUUUUAGUAUUGUCUUAGCGUGCAUAAAAAUUUACUCCAAUGCGAAGCUUUAUUUUAUUCGUCUGUGUAUAUUGGAGAAAAGCAAUGUUUGCGGCUCUAUUGCUUUGUUUCACGUGUCGUGAAGAACAACUGUCGAUUGUAAAAUUACACACUUGUACACUUAAGCGUCAUAGCGCGCCUUUAUUUGUAUGUUAUAAAGGGGUUUUGCGUAUUUCGGAGCUUACGCUGUUUUUUACGGGAAAAGCUUUGAGUAUGUUCUUGAGAAGCGCCCGCCACAGCUUUUGGUUUGCGACCGGUAAUACGACGCAUGCGACCAGAGUUUAUGGUGCCUGCUAUUCCGGUUGUAUCGACCUGUCUGAAAUAUGAGGGUUGCAUGAUGCAAUUUAGGAGUUAAAAUAGUAGCUCUUCUUCGAAUGGUGCUGCGAGGAGAGUCGGCUUCUAGCUGGGUAAAUAUUCAGUAGGGGAGGAGCUCUGGCCUGUUGCCCACGCAUCUGGUCGUUACAUGGGCUCGAAGUAAGAAAAAUUCAAGAAUAUUUCACACGUAUUUACAAAGAUAUCAAAUUGAAGUGUUGAGAGAAAGCACUUAUUCUCAUCAAUAUAUUUACAUGAUUCUUGCUGUUGUGUAUUCCUCAUUUCUACCCGCACUGUGCACAUGUUUCUCCAUUCAUAUCGUGUUGAAGACCACUGGAAUUGUUUUCUGGAGCCAGGAAAAAUUAUAAUGUUGAUAGUGGGCCGAUUACACGGUUUCAUAUAUCAGAACGAAAGGUCGAAGUUGUAGUUGGCUGGAGUAAAAUACGUGGUGCGAUAAAGAAAGCUUUUCAUGCAACUUGCUGAAAAAAGAUCUUUCAGCUGUUAAAGAGUUAAUCUCUGUCGAACGUUUGGCUUUUUAUUUCAGCGGUGUACCAAAUUAAAAGCGGUCCCUGCGUUAGAUGUGCCCCUAAGUAUUGCGCACGCGAUCCUCCUUUACUAAGUACUUCCUUUGAGAGAUUUAAAGCGUCCCAUUUUCAAGACACCGAGAGGCCGAUCUUCGGGACUUGAGCCACCUUGCGUCCGCAAAGUCACAAAAUACAAAGGCAAUAGAUGCACUUGAGUUUGCCUGACCGCAGUAGGCGUAUGUGCCGGAAAGGAGGUGUGGAUGCUCCCGUAGAAGGCAUAAAACGUGUUACUGAAGUGUCUCGUCUGAUUACGGUAUGUGCACUUGUGGUUUGUAAUGUCUGCACAUUUCGCGUACUGUUGCUAAUAACACAGCGUUCGCGCCGCGGUACGUUUAUGAGGCCGGCUGGAUCUCGAUCGCUGUGGCCGCUGCAUGCUUUGACCUGAUUCCAAUGACCUCACCUGGGCGUGAUCUUUCGUCGUUUGUGCCUGUUGUCCGUAAGAUAUCGCGAAGACGGUUUCAGCAUAUAUACAUAUAGCAUUGACGUGCCAUUUCUGUCCGAAUAAAACACUGCGACUGUGUUCAAAUCAUGUGAUACCAAAUAAGGAAUAAAAUAUAUACUGUUGAA